AUGAACCCUGUUUACAGCCCCGUCCAACCUGGGGCUCCCUACGGAAACCCGAAGAACAUGGCGUAUACAGGUUAUCCGACGGGCUAUCCCACCGCUGCCCCAGCCUACAACCCAAACAUGUAUCCAACCAGCAGCCCUGGCUACGCCCCAGCUACACUUCUGAUGAAGCAAGCCUGGCCACAGACCUCCUCCUCCUGUGCCACGGAGGGCACCUUCCACCUCCCGGUGGACACUGGGACCGAGAACAGAACUUAUCAGGCUUCUUCUGCAGCAUUCA
Messenger RNA from Fulmarus glacialis (Northern fulmar), 277 nucleotides. Its product is annotated as protein FAM168A-like. The record is from RefSeq and is a predicted model, not a curated record. The annotation marks the transcript as partial. The transcript has 3 exons. Gene Ontology annotation, biological process: positive regulation of base-excision repair. Lineage: Eukaryota; Metazoa; Chordata; Aves; Procellariiformes; Procellariidae.